AUGUCCGCCCCAGCCUCCCGCCUCCGAACGGUCCUCAACCACCUCCUCCCAUCCUCCAACAACAACACCAACAACCCCAAUCCCCCACACCUCUCCCACCUCUCCCCAACCUUCUUCCUCGAGCGCGCAGCCGCCAUCGAGCCACACGCCGAAGCCGUCUACCACGUAACCGCCAACCAGCGCGUACUCCGGCGUUCCUACCGCGAGCUAGCCGACCGCGCCCGCGGCCUAGCCUAUUACCUGCGGAAGAAGGGGCUGCGCCGCGUCGGCCUGCUGGCGCCGAACACGCCGGCUUUUUUGGAGAGUAUUUAUGGCAUUGUGGCGGCGGGCGGCGUGAUGGUGCCGGUGAAUUAUCGGUUGAAGGAGGAGGAUGUGAGGUAUAUUUUGGAGUUUGCUGAGGUGGAUUGUGUGGUGGUGGAUAAGGAGUUUGAGGGGCUGUUGGUGGGGUUUAGGAAGGCGAGGCCGGAGGUGGAGGUUAUUGUUGAUUUGGAUACCGAUGUGAAGGAGGGCCAGCUGUGCGGGCCAUAUGACGAGGCUGUGCUCGAGGGGUUAACCUACGACCGGGAAACCGGGAGUAAAGGGUGGGCGGACUUGGUGUCACAGACCGUGGCGGACGAGGACGACAUGCUUGCCAUUCCGUUCACGUCCGGGACGACGUCCAAGCCCAAGGGCGUGGUGUACACGCAUCGGGGCGCGUACCUCGCUGCGAUGGCGAAUGUAGUCGAGUCGGGGCUGAACUUGCCUGACGGGCGGUGUAAAUACCUCUGGACUCUGCCUAUGUUCCACGCCGUCGGCUGGACAUUCCCGUGGUCGAUCUGCGCCGUCCGCGGCACCCACGUGUGUCUGCGCAAGAUCGACUACCCUCUCAUCUGGAAACUGCUCAAAGAAGAAGGCAUCACACACUUCAACGCCGCGCCAACCGUCAACACACUCCUCUGCGCCGACCCGAAUGCUGAAGCCCUCCCCCGGCCCGUCCGCGUGACGGUCGCCGCCAGCCCGCCAACUGCCCACCUCUUCGAGCAAAUGACCAACCUGAACCUACUACCCGUGCACGUCUACGGCCUGACCGAGACCUACGGCCCCAUUACACGCGGCUACAUGCUGCCCGAGUGGGACACCCUGCCCAAGAAGGAGAAGUACGCCAAGAUGGCCCGUCAGGGCCACGGCUUCGUGACGGCCCUGCCCGCACGCAUCAUCAAGCCGGACCAGCCCGAGGGCGUGUUGGUCGAUGUUGCGCGCGACGGGAAGGAGAUGGGCGAGAUUGUGUUUUCGGGCAAUAUCUGCUGCAAGGGGUACUACAAGGACCCCGAGGCAACCCGCAAGCUGUUUGCUGGUGGCGUGCUACACUCGGGCGAUCUGGCCGUAUGGCAUCCGGAUGGGAGUAUUCAGAUUCAAGACCGGGCGAAGGACAUUAUCAUCUCAGGCGGCGAAAACAUCUCCUCCGUCGCCCUCGAAUCCAUGCUCGCCUCGCACCCCUCCAUCCUCGAAGCCGGCGUCGUCGCCGUCCCAGACUCGCACUGGGGCGAGCGGCCCAAAGCCUACAUCACCGUCCGCCGGCCCACGACGACAGGGCCAGCCUCCGGCGUCGGCAAUUCUCUCCUCCGUGGCGAAGAUGUGAUCCAGUGGGCGCGGAACCACAGCGCCAUCAGCCGCUUCAUGGUUCCGCGUGAGGUGGAGGUCGUGCGGGAGUUGCCGAAGACGAGCACGGGGAAGAUUCGGAAGAAUGUGUUGAGGGAGUGGGCGAAGAAGGGCACGCCGAGGGAGAUUUUGGAGGGGUGA
Messenger RNA from Dichotomopilus funicola, 1779 nucleotides. RefSeq lists its product as uncharacterized. The record is from RefSeq and is a predicted model, not a curated record. The coding region runs from base 1 to 1779 and encodes 592 amino acids. Lineage: Eukaryota; Fungi; Ascomycota; Sordariomycetes; Sordariales; Chaetomiaceae. The transcript is spliced from 4 exons.